AUGAAUGCUGAUCUUACUGAUAGGGGUAUCAAGCUUCUGUAUAGGCAGCGGGGGAGCCGUUCCAGACACGUUGCGCAGGUGAGCGACGGCAGUUGGCCUGUGAUUCGGGCUCCGGAGGUGACUCCGGAGCCCGAAAACGAUGAUGAUGAGUUGGCUGGCGAACCAAUCCUGCAGGAUGGGCCGCUGGAUCCGCCUUUGGGGCUGGAUCCGCUUCAGGAACCCGAGCCGGAACCUGCUGUGGACGCUCCGCGCGAUGAUUUGGACGAGUAUGCUCCCGGCUACAAUGAGGUGGAGGUUGAGGAGGAUGAACUGUACCAGUACAAUUUCCAGAAUAUGCCGCUGCGGCAGUUGUCAUCGUCAAUCACGUCGAUCACGUCGAUCGACGUGCUGAUCUCGAUGUUGAGCAACCUUUUUGAGAACGAUCUGAUUCCGCAGGCGACGAGAGAGUUUGAAGCAAGCCAGGACAAGCACUCCAAGAUGAUGUACAAGCUGGAUGUGCGGAUCUUCGAGUCGGUGCUGCAGCAGCUGGUCAAGGACUUUAAGGACAUCCUGGAUAUCAACAUGUCCAAUAACGAGCUCUGCUACCAGCUGAAACAGCUGGUUAUGGCUAGGGAAGACCUGAACGAAGAGCUGGUUCAGGUAAGAAAGGAAACACAGGAACUGAAAUGCGGCGGUGAGUGGUACCAGUUGCAGCAGGAGCAGUCCGACUUGAACGAGCGGGUCGGGCUGAACGAGCAAUUAAACCAGUUGACCGCCACGUUGGCUGGGGAACGCCCAGUGCCGUCCCAACCGGCCCCGUUGGUCACUAACGAAGGUGUCGACGAGUUUUGCGGGAUAGUUAAUCCCUACAGCGGGGUGCUUGCUCAGAUUGAAUCAAUCAACGUAAAGCUCCGACAGGAGCCGUUCACCUGA
Messenger RNA from Torulaspora globosa, 912 nucleotides. It is a transcript of the gene AME1, whose product is annotated as Ame1p. Bases 1 to 912 code for a protein of 303 amino acids. The record is from RefSeq and is a predicted model, not a curated record. NCBI's taxonomy places the organism in Eukaryota, Fungi, Ascomycota, Saccharomycetes, Saccharomycetales, Saccharomycetaceae. The transcript has a single exon.